Molecule: messenger RNA, 990 nt
Organism: Pseudocercospora fijiensis CIRAD86
Lineage: Eukaryota; Fungi; Ascomycota; Dothideomycetes; Mycosphaerellales; Mycosphaerellaceae
Exons: 1
Coding region: 1-990 (329 amino acids)
Molecular function (GO): protein binding
Source: RefSeq, a predicted model, not a curated record
AUGCUCGCGGCUGCUAUGGCUGAGAUCACCGACCUUCCGGCUGAGCUGAAGCUCGACAUCUUCGAACGCAUUCCAGCUCGCGAUAUUCAACGCUGCAGACGGGUCUGCCGGGACUUUCGCGACACGAUCGGUGCCAACACUCCCGCUCUGUCCCGCGACAUUUGUGCUCGCCAGGUGGCGCGACUCACGGCCAAGGUUGACUAUGUCUACGACUACGACCCCAGCCAAGUCACUUUCUUGGAGGCCCUUCGUCGAUGGUGCACGCAUCGCGGUGUUCCCCUUGAACAGCACAUGCGAGCGCAAGAUCUCCGUCUCUUUGCUGAGCUCUAUCUCUUCAAUUUCUUACGACACGGACUAAAGGCAGAUCAAGUGUGCUCUGAGCACGAUGUCACCCUCCCAUUUCCGGCUGAUAGUGUCGCGGAAGCUAUUGUUAAUGCCCUUUUGGAUCAGCUUAUCUGGAUUGCUAUUACAAUGGUAGAACUUCUUGUUAAGAAAUAUAAGCCAGAGGGAUUUCACUCCUUCAGUACUUUCCAGGACAAAGUAUCCUUCGCGGACGAUCAUGAAUGGCAGGAUCUGUCUUCUAUUCCAGAGUUCGGUCGAGCAUGGGCAGAAGAAAUUUUCGAGACGGCGGCUAUGCAACCAGAGCCUCUUGGUUGUACAUUUCGGUUACGACAAGAGCAAGAAAGUACCCUCCACAGCAUUCUACCCUUGAGCGAGCUGAGAGCGUCUCCAUUCAUCUACAGAGAUGGACCUUAUCCGUUCAGCGCCAGGAUGGAUACUCACCAAGGUAUUUCCACCGUGCCCGAGCUGGUGCGCACCUUCGAGGUCCCAUUCUUGCCGUGGCGGCACUUUGCUGAGCAUGCCGUCACUUACUGCGUCAAGAGCGAUUGGGCUUAUACCGAGAUCGAGCGUACUCGGUCGCUGGAACAGAAAUUGCGACUGGAACUGCUAAAGAAGGCGGCGAUCCUGCAGGACAUAUACAUUUAUUGA